Messenger RNA from Poeciliopsis prolifica (blackstripe livebearer), 9941 nucleotides. It is a transcript of the gene igsf9bb, whose product is annotated as immunoglobulin superfamily, member 9Bb. Lineage: Eukaryota; Metazoa; Chordata; Actinopteri; Cyprinodontiformes; Poeciliidae. The record is from RefSeq and is a predicted model, not a curated record. Bases 192 to 4520 code for a protein of 1442 amino acids. The transcript is spliced from 20 exons. Gene Ontology annotation, biological process: cell-cell adhesion. Gene Ontology annotation, molecular function: protein binding.
GCGAGGAGAGCGGAGGAGAGGGGAAGAGAGAGGGGAAACCGCCGAUGGUGAAGGGUCCAGGGCUCGGUUAACGGGGGGAAGCAAGGAUACCGGCCCGUCUCUGUUUGUCCUGGGCAGUCGGGCAAUGACAGACGCACCGAACGGGGGACUUUGAGAUAUGAUGAGGCUUUUUUCUGGUUGGUUAUAGUACUAUGAUUUGGUAUGUGGCCACUUUGAUAGCAAGUGUAUUCAGCACCCGAGGAACGGCCGCUCAAGGUGCCCACGGAGUGCGAGAGGAGCCCCAGUUUGUGACGGCACGCGCAGGAGAGAGCGUCAUCUUGGGAUGCGACGUGCCUCACCUGCUGAACGGAAAGCCCUAUGUGGUGGAGUGGUUCAAGUAUGGAAUGCCAAUCCCUUUCUUCAUCAACUUUCGCUUCUACCCUCCUCAUGUGGACCCAGAAUAUGCCGGUCGGGCCAGUCUGCACGGCAAGUCGUCCCUGCAGAUAGAGAGCGUGCGUUCAGACGACCAAGGCUGGUACGAGUGCAAAGUGCUCAUGCUGGAGCAGCAGUAUGACACCUUCCACAACGGCAGCUGGGUGCAUCUAACUGUGAACGCCCCUCCCACAUUCACAGACACACCACCUCAGUAUGUCGAGGCCAAGGAACGAGGGAGCAUCACGUUGAGCUGCAUGGCGUUCGGCAACCCAAAACCCUCUGUCAGCUGGCUGCGAGAAGGCAGUCUUCUGAUCAGCAGUGCCAAGUACAAGGUGUCUGAUGGGAAUUUGACGGUGCUAUCCAUCACCCGGGAAGAUCGCGGGGCCUACACGUGCCGAGCCUUUAGCUCCCAGGGAGAGGCCAUUCACACAACAAGGCUGCUAGUACAAGGCCCUCCGUUUAUUAUCUCACCACCAGAGAACAUAACGGUGAACAUCUCGCAGGACGCCUUCUUCACCUGCCAGGCGGAGGCCUAUCCUCGCAACUUGACAUACACCUGGUUCUGGGAGGAGGACAACGUCUUCUUCAAGAAUGACCUCAAGCGGAGAGUCAGUAUUCUCAUUGAUGGUUCCCUCAUCAUUGUGCAAGUCAAGCCCGAGGAUACAGGGAAAUACACCUGUUCCCCCAGCAACAGCCUAGGCAUACCACCGUCUGCCUCUGCCUACCUAGCAGUGCAAUACCCUGCCCGUGUGGUAAACAUGCCAUCUGUCAUUUAUGUGGCCAUUGGUCUCCCAGGCUUCAUUCGCUGCCCAGUAGAUGCCAACCCCCCUAUAACUCUGGUUAAGUGGAAAAAAGACGGCCUCCCUCUACGGAUAGACAAGUACCCUGGCUGGAGCCAGAUGGACGAUGGGAGCAUCCGUGUUGCAGAGGUGACAGAGGAUUCUCUUGGCACCUACACCUGCAUGCCUUACAAUGCCCUGGGAUCCAUGGGAUGGUCUCCUCCUGCUCCCCUGGUGCUAAAGGACCCUCCAAAAUUCUCUGUGGUUCCUGGAGGGGAGUACAGGCAGGAGGCUGGGAGGGAACUUGUCAUCCCAUGUGAAGCAGAGGGAGAUCCUUUUCCGAAUAUCACAUGGAGGAAGGUAGGGAAGCCCAGUAAAAGCAAGCACAAUGUUCUGCCUCGGGGUAGCUUACAGCUGAAGUCGCUCACAAAGGAUGACCACGGGGAGUGGGAGUGUGUCGCCACCAACGUUGCCACAAGCAUCACUGCCAGCACGCAUGUCCAAGUCAUAGGCACAAGCCCCCACGCCCCCACCGGCGUCCGCGUCGCAACCUCCUCCUUCUGGGCCAACGUGUCCUGGGAGCCCAGCUACAACGGAGGCUUCCAGCAGACAUACUCAGUCUGGUAUGGCCAUGUGCUGAAGAGGGAGCGCUUAGGUCCACACGACUGGGUUUCCAUACCAGUACCUGGAGGCCAGGACUGGAUGGUGGUGCCGGGCUUGGAGCCAGAGACGACGUACCAGUUUAGUGUCCUGGCCCAAAAUAAGCUUGGCACUGGCCCCUUCAGCGAGGUCGUCACUGUGAACACUCUAGUAUUUCCUACAAGUACCCCUGAACCAUUGGUGCUGCUUACCCCACCACGGUGCCUCACAGCCAAUCGCACGCAGCAGGGAGUCCUGCUCACCUGGAUCCCACCUGCCAAUCACACAGCACCUAUCCAGCAUUAUGUAAUGGAGUUCCGACUGGGGGAACGAUGGGAGAUCUUGGAUGACAGCAUUCCUGCAGGAGAGUUGGAGCUGCUCGCUCGAGACCUGAUCCAGGAGGCCUGGUACGAGUUUCGCGUCAUGGCCGUCAUGGACGACAUGGUGAGCGAGCCCAGUAACGUGGUGGGAGUGUCCAGCACAGAUUUCUUCCCCCCUCCAGAGAUGGUGGAGGAGCGUGGACUGACGCGGCCGGUGGUGGCUGGCAUCGUGGCCACCAUCUGCUUCCUGGCUGCAGCUGUCCUCUUCAGUACAAUGGCUGCCUGCUUUGUCAACAAGCAGCGCCGGAAGAAGCUCAAGAAGAAAAAAGAUCCCCCUCUGUCCAUAACCCACCUCAGAAAAAGCAUGGAAACACCGUCAUCUUCAGGAAAGGUGAGUCCGGAGAGCAUACGUUCAAAGGCAUCUCCAUCAGAAUCGUCCGAAGAGAGUCAUGACCAGCGUGGAAGGAAACCUCCUCCCAGUCCAGGAAGGAAAGAAGAGUUAUCCUUAUACAAGAAGACCAAAAGAGCAAUAACAAGCAAGAGGUACAUGUCCAAGCACGAAGCUGAACCAACAACACCUAUUGAACUUAUCAGUCGAGGCCCAGAUGGACGAUUUGUCAUCGAUCCCACUGAUGCUGAAAUGUCAGUCAAGCCCCGCCGUAUUGAGGGCUUUCCCUUUGUGGAAGAAUCAGACCUUUACCCAGAAUUUCGACAAUCGGACGAAGAGAAUGACGAUCCCAGGCCUCUUCCACCAGUCAUGGCACCGCUUCGGCCUCAUCAGAUUUCCCCAAUCUCCAGUCAGGAAUCUUACCUCCAGCCUCCAGCCUACAGUCCUCGUUUUCACAGGCCUUUUGAAGGUAUGACCAUCAUGGAGAGCAGUCAGCUCCAUGCCACGGGACAGAUCCGAGGCUCUCUUCACCAUAGAGCUUUCUAUGGCUAUCUAGGACCACCUGGAGAUCACGAUCCCCCACCUCCUUUCUACAUGCCUGAUACCAGCCCACUGAGGUCGGUCAUGUCCUCUCCUCCAUACUUUGCUGAGGGUCCCUUUGCACACCACAUUAUUCCUGAAGAAAUCGGAGAGGGUGAAUUUCCACAAUACGCUGUGUCCGGCUUCCCACUCCCUCUGACACUGACCUCUUCCUCUCAUUCACCAGAGAUUUGGCAGGGACUAGAUUUUACCUUUUCAAGUUUGGAGGGGCCUCAAUUUAUAUUCCCCCCACCCCACCCUCUGCAUACCCGCCAUGAUCCUCCCUACGCCUCUCCACCUCAUGUUCUUCCCCUUAGUGCUUUCCAGCACUCUUCUCUUCCAAUGCCUACCUACCCAACAGUCUUGCCACUUGAGGCCCCAAGUCGCAGGACAUCAAAGAGUCAUAAAAGCAAGUCUCCCAGCAAGGCCAGGCCUCAUGGCUCCCCAGCCAGGCAUUUAGCUAUGCAAGAGGCACAUUUAGGGCAGCUCAGACCUUCAGGCCAUAGUAUGGGUGUGCCAGUUUUGUCUUAUACUGAUCCAAUGGCUCAUAUCGUCCCCAGCACAUUCAGUAAUUUGGAUACACGAUGGUUUCAAACCAACCCCCGUUUUAGUCCCAGACAGACUCGUAGGAUGGAUUCUGGCUUGCAUCAGGUGGUUCUUCAACCCUCUCGACUUUCACCCCUUACUCAAAGCCCCCUUAGCUCUCAAGAGGGCUCCCCAGAGAUUGUAGUGCGCCCUCGCCCACGUCCAAGCAUGGUGCAGCCUCCCAUACCCCCAGGGAUGUCUGAGAUUACCCUGCUUCCACCGUCCACAGCCAGCUUUUCAAGGAGAUCAUCCCCAUCCUCAUCACCUGCUCAAGGUCAGGGUAGCAGGAGAACAAGCCCCAGCUACCGUUCCCACAUGGCUUUUGCCACUGCUGCAACCAGUUACCCAGCUUCCCAGUCCCCAUCGCCCCCCGUGGAAAGCAGCAGCAUAUUUGGGCAAAUGCCAGCUCAUAGGAGGACUGAGGAGGAGAUUCUUCCAUCUGAGCCCUCUCCACCCCAGUUGUCAGCUUCAGGAAAACGUCGAGGUGCGUUGAGAGCCCAUUCGGGGUCUGAGAGGAGUGACACACUGAGAUACCAGCGUGUCAGAAAGGCCAAGAAGAUGACGAUGAACAACAACAACUCAAAGACCAGAAAGAAAGCAGGUGUCUCCACCUCUCAGACCCAGCAGGCCUACACCUCUCAGGUACUCCAGCCCGAAGAAGCGCUCUACCUCUGCAAGAAGAAGAAGCGGCCCAUUCUUCAUGAUCCGUAUGCUCGCUUUUCUGCUCUGCUGUACCGCCGUCCACCACGGGAGGACCAGAAGGCCAUUCUAGCAAGCAUGGACAACAUGGACCUAGACCAUGCCACCUUCCUCUGAAAGGCCCCGGGGAUGAGAUCACAACCAGGGACAGGCUCCCGUUACCAUUCCAUCAAUACACUGCAGUAGCUGCGUUCCUGCUAGACAAGACAGCAAAGUCAGUGGAAUGUCUUUAUUUCCAUUAUCUACAAAAUGGAGACAACAGUACAUGUCAGAGUACAGAUUUAGUGCAAUCUACAGGUUCACGCUAGUUUUAUUGAAUUUGCAUUUACCAUUGGAUUGCUGUUGACAAUAACCUAGAGUACUCUAGGGUAUAAACUGAACAAAGACUUCGAAAUUGUAACAUUUUCUAGUAAAGACACAAAAAGAAAAAUUAUAUUCCAGUACAAAUCAUUUCGUCUCGGUUUAUUUUAACUAAGAGUAGUAAGGAAGAGAAUCUAGAGUGAUCUCCCAGAUUGGAGUUGUAGCCGUAAGAUAGUUCCUGUGGAAAAAAGUCUGGAUGAUUCGUUACAAACUAAUAGGGACGCGCAGAGUCACACACGUGUUGUGCAUCAUUUUAAGUUAGCUAGUACAUCCUUCUGAAAGUAACGUCACUGAUUUUGGGAUUCCAAUUGAACAUUUACUCCAGUGCAAAAGUCAAAAUUUUACCAACAAGUGGCGGGACUUUAUCGCUCAACGCUGUUUUCCCCAAAGUUGUUCCAGAGUCCCCUUUAUUCCUUUAUCCAUUGAAGAGUCGAAAUGAUUCACGCUAAGCUGAGCGGGUCUGUUUCCCACUGAGUGCAGUCUCCCCCCCACACCUCCGUUUACAGGUCCUUCCAAUGAAUUCUCUGCCUCACAUAUAAGGACGAUCUUACUUCCUACCAACUUUACCUCAGAGCACACGAGACCACACAACCACUGGAGUCAACCAGCUCAGCUCUUUGACUUCUCCUGUCUAAAUAAGAAACACUCUUUCUUCACUCCUGCAAUGCUGAAAACGUAUCUUUCCUCUGUUUUUAAAGGGGCCAUAUAUUUCCUGUUCAGCUAAUCCACGUCAGAAAAUGCCGAAGCUAACCUGAAGCUGACAUUCUCAGCUUUUCUGCUCUGCUGUAAAUAAUCAGGACAAGGACUUACUCGUUUUAGGAAUGUCAAAGAAACGAAAGAGAAAAAAAAGACACAAAAAAAAAACCCUUUAACUUGUUUCCAAACUACACUCUUUAUUUGCUAUAAUCCAGUCCAUUGCAUUCAAAAGGCAAAUCAGAUGUGGAGACACGGCAUUUCCAACCAUCACGAUAGACAUCGUUACGUUCAGUAGGAAGUCGUAUACAUGCUUCGUUAACAAGAGCUUCUGCUUGAACAAGUGCAACUUUUGUCAUACAGCUGUUUGCACUGGAGCAAAAUCUUAUCAGUUCCAUUGCGUUUGCUUUUUCCUCUUCUUGCCCCACUGAGGGCUCCAAAUUCUGUUGAGAAACUCUUUGCCAAAAGUUUUAUUUAAAAUUUGAGUAGACAUUGGAGGAUAGGAUUUUGUACCUCGGUAUAUCGGUGUAAACGUAUAGAACACACUGUUUACUUUGGCCUGAGAAAUACCUGUUUGCCUGCUUUACUUACUUGUGUUUUUUUUUUUAAUUGUACUCCAUUUCUUUUUCUUUUUUUCUUUAUUGUAUUUUUAUGCGAGUCGAUCUGUACUCAGCGCAAAGCAGAACUCAUUUAAGGUGAAACAAAGUGAGCCAAAAGGUGUGUUUAGCUGCAUUUUCCACUGGCAUUAGCAGCGUUUUAUUGCUCGUCUGUACCUGCGUUUUAAGACUGCAUGAGAAUGAGGACACUCAAAAAAGGACUUUUCAUUUACAACAAGGUGCCAUAACUGUAUCAACCACGUCCUACUCUGCACAUUCUGCUGCUACGUGGCUCUCUAAAUCACAGACAGUGGACAUGCGCAGCAACAAUUAGCCCGAUAUUGUCUUCGUUUUUUUUUCUUCUUCUUCAACCUCAAAGGUGCUCAGUUUCUUUGAUUUGUGCAAGUACUUUUAAAGUCAAUGGGGACGUUUGCUGUGAAAAUGUCUCAUGUGGGAUAUGCAUUCUGUUUGAUUUUUUUUUCUGUGAUCUUAAGCUGCUGGUCUUACAAAGCCUUUAGAUAUUUGUCGUAUCUUCAUUGUUUUCAUUUAUUUGGUCUGGUUAAGAUAUUUCCACAGUACAUGCAGACAGGAGUGCUAACCACUAAACACUGGAAAGUCAGAUCAGCAUGUCCCUUCCAAAGAUGGGUUGACCCCUGAAGUUCAUCUGUGUUUUGCUGAGGGCCGUAGAGAUCACAAGGCUUCUUUAACAUCUGAUGUGAAGGAAUCAGAAACUGAUACACUCUAUUGAUGUAGAAAUUCAUACAUUAGGAGAUCCAUCCAGUCACCUACGACAUAAACAAACUUUUAAGCGGGACCAAAUUUCCGCAUUAAAAAUGUCCAUUUUGUUAAUAUUAUGGAACACAGCAAUUCUGUUUUAUUAAAUUUUUGGUUUUCAUUUGCUAUAAGGUAUAAUGACGCAAAUGUUUACAAUGUAUUGAUUAGGAUUUUAAUGAAUGCUCUUGUGUUUUAGGUUGACAUUGGAAAUGUGCCUCCACAGAUUGUUAUGUCGUGUGGAAAUAACUUAAUUGUUUUAACAAAUGUCAGUCCUCAAUCUUGCUACCACAUUACGAUUAUCGUCAACAGAGAUCAAGCAGCAGCAGCUCGUCAGCGGCCAAUCGCUGGCAAUGACCUUUUUGCGUUCUGAGGUAUUCUAAGGUCCGGCUCAAACACAACACGGUUUUCACAUUCUGAUGUGAUGGUGAUUGAUCACAGGUGCUUCAGCAGUGGUGUCAAACAGGGGCUCUUCAAUCAGCUACAGGUGCUACAAGAGGACAGAUCCUUACAAACAAAACAGAGGACAAAUUCCAUGUCUGGAACUGUAUUUUUCUAGUUCUUGAGGGGAAAUAAGAGGGUGCCGGAAGUCCUGAUUGGAUUCAAAAUCCCAUCGGGACGGAGCUAAAACCGCCAUAAUAAAAAACAAUGCACUGGUGUUAAAAGACAAACAGGGUGUCUCACGUUCCCUUUUGUUUUGAUUGUUACGAUUGACUCCUUUUGGGAGAGCGGGGUUGUGAAUCUGGUGGUGGGAUUUGCAGACACCUUUGAAAAGCAGACACCAGAGGGAUGCAUAUGAAUUUCUUAAUUGAGGUGUAGUUAUAUUUUACAGUAUAACAGUUUAGUUGUGGCAUAUUAGAUCAAGUAAAAUUGUCCUCAAAAUAAUGAAAACCAGACUGCAGUUAAAAUCUAUACAAAUUUCACAUAGCCUGCAUUAGCAGCAAACAUAUAUGUACAGACUGUACAUGUUUGGUAUUCACACAGUAAGGUUUUUUUAAAAUCCUGUCUGAAGGGCAAGUGGCAUCAGAACUUGUUUUUUUGAGUAGUAGUUUUGAGGUUUCGUUUGUCCUGGAUGGCAGGAUUAUGGAUCCAAUUAUUUAUCUCUUAAUACUGAGUCAGAUAUUGACGUAAGCCGGACAUAAAAUGGCAGCUACAGCGACUACAGUUACGAUCCAUCAAGUUAAAUAGCAAGGAGGGAAGUUUUUCAUUCUUCUUCUUAUUAGAAUGAAAACAGCGAUGAAUCUUGUCUCUGAGUGAUUCUCUGUUAUUUUUGUAUAAUCACGAGAAUCAUAUAAAUGUGUAGAAUUGCUGGAUCCCUCAUGAUGGAACAACAUAGGUUAGUAGUGAAAGAAAAUGACAAACUGAAACGAUCCAACCGCUUCUCUGCAGUCUCAGCUGUAAGAAGGAUCUGGAAGGGAGACAGUAAUCGACGUGAAAUCUGACGACCGACAGUGAAAACGUCUGCAGUUUCACCAAAAAAGGGUUUUAAUAUGAUGUGAGAUCAGUUGGUAGAUUUAGUACUCAAAAGAACCACAAGUUAAAAAGCUAUCCCUCUAGAAAUCCUAAAGACUAAAUAUCACUUUUGUGUAAAUUGAGAAAGAUUAAAACAUGAACACAUGGCUAUUAAUUGAUGCCAUGAUUGUUUUCGCCACGUUUAAUUGUAAAUUGAUUUAUGCUAAGUGAAAUCGAAGGUUUAGAGACCGGCCUCUUCUAAACAAAAGGCUCCCAAACGUCUGACAGCCACUGCGUCUUAUUUAUUUUUGUUUUGUUUGUUUGUUUUUGUAAACGAUAAAUGAAUGCGUAUUGAACAUCUGCAGACCUCACAGUAAGGCCUAACCAGUUUGAUCUGAAGCGCAGCCGUCGAACAUAUUCAGACUGAUCCCAUCAGUCUUUGCAAGACUGCCGACAUUGGUGACCUUUGCCACUCAUUGCUGUGACAACAGAAGUCUGAGUAUUGAUGAAAAACGUCCAGGCUGGAUAGCGUACCUAAAUGCAGUUUAGAUUUAUAAUUCAGGCUAAAAAAAAAAGAAGUUAUUUAAAAAAAAUAUUUAUCAAAAAUUAUUUAAUAUCGUGUAAAUAUCUCAAAAGAGCUUACUAUAAUAUAUAUAUAUAUAUAUUGUUGAGGAAAACAUGAUGCACAUCAGAACUGAGACUGAGAACUGAGUAGUGUACUGUCUACUUCAGUGACACGGUGUAACAUGGUGUGAUAUCAGUGUCUUUACUGUAUGUGAGUGCUUAAAAAUGAAAUAUUAGAAAAUAGCUUAGGAAUUUAAUAUCAAUUUAUUAUCCUAGAGAGAAGACGACACUUGUGUUGGAAGCUAGAUUAACGGGACGGUUCUUCUUUUCAAGAAUGUAAAACUCAAUAUCCUAUUAUUUUUGUACUCAUACGUUGCUCUGUACUGUAGCGAUGAAGAACUGUACACAGAGUAGAGAAAUAUGUUGUCUAUCUAAGCUCCUGCGUUGUUCAGAAGAGAAGAAAUUGGUGCACCGAACUGUACUGUAUAUCUUUUUAUCUACAAAGAGAUCCUCAUGAAAAAAACAACAACAAAAAAAGGACGGUAAAUUAGUUUUUAUAGUGCGUGUGAAUAGCAGACAUACUGUACCUUACCAUACUAAUCAUUGAUUAUCCAUUAAAAAAAAACAAACUUUUUUUCUUUUUUAAAUAUAAAUAUAUACAUUUCUUGGCAUGAAUUGUGAUUUAUUUUCCAUUCAAUCGGUGCUCUCCGCCUGUAGAAGCACUGAGGUCCAAAUGCAGUUUGGACACAGCUCCACACUCCACAAAAGUUUCCGACGUGAUGUUUGUGUUUGCAGUGAAAGACGCGAGCGCUUCUCGACGCCGACUCGAAUCGAUCCAAAUCCGUCAGUUUAGCUCCAGCCCGGCGCAUGUGCAAGUCAGCCAACGUUUCUCUGCGCCUUCUGCUCCAAAGCGGAGGUGGAGCUGCUAAAUGCUACACCGCGCUCUCAAUUCAGUGCUGUAAAUUGCCAAAAAAACAACAAAAAAAAUAGAGACAACCAUCAACUUCAUAAUAACAACUGGUGCUAUAAAUACACACACACACACACACACACACACACACACACACACACACACACACACACAUAUAUAUAUAUAUAUAUA